UGUGCACCCACGCAAUGAUGGCAAAGUCCCUCGCCGGUCUUGACUAUUUGACUUCUUCAUUCUCCUCAAGGCGAGCCGACGAGGUCGUCACUGAAGCCAUCUCCGAGCACCUUAGCCCCUAGGUAUCCUCCUUCUCCUCCCCACUAUCCUCCUCCUUACCAUUCAGUUCCUCUCCUCCAUGCGGCUCCUUCAUCUCCUCCCUCAGCUGAACUCACGAUUCCACACUGCUCCUCGCUUAUCAUUCACAAUUCUAGAGCUUCAGACUCCAAGCUCGUCCUUCCUCUGUGGUUUCCUCCAAGUUUGUUCAUGAUGUCAUUUGCUGCUGCUUCUUCAAUUCUUCGUCUUCUCGCCGAGCUCCAAAUCCAGCUUCCACUCAAAAAUCCCAAGUCUUCGUCUUCGUCUUCUCAUCUCCUACACCCUCAUCGAUCUGCCUCCUCAUGACUGCAACUUUGUCCGUGGGUUUCGAAUGAUGGUAGCAAUAAUAGUGUUAUGAACUUCUGAUAAUCUCCUGUUGUGGGUUCCAUUUUCUCUCUCAUCCCUUGGUUCUAAUUUGUUGCCAUGAGUUUGAUCCUAUGAGGAAGAAGCUUGAUUCUCGUUUCCCUGCUUUUGAAGGCUCAAGGAGGUUCAGAACUCGGGAACUUUUGGCAAAGUCAGGAAAACCUUGCACUGUCCCUCUUCUUCCGUUUCAAUACAGAACACGAACUGCAAACCGAAGCUUUAAAGUUGGAGACAUGGAUCCUGAGACUGCGUUAGAACUUGUGAAGCACGGUGUCACUCUCCUCCUCCUCGAUGUUCCUCAGUAUACCCUUGUCGGAAUCGAUACUCAGAUGUUCUCUGUGGGACCUUCUUUUAAAGGGAUUAAGAUGAUCCCUCCUGGUCCUCAUUUUGUCUAUUAUAGUUCUUCAAGCAGGGAUGGCAAGGAGUUCGCACCAAUAAUUGGGUUCUUUGUUGAUGUUGGUCCUUCAGAGGUAAUUAUUCGAAAAUGGGAUCAACAAGAGGAAAGGCUAAUAAAAAUGUCUGAGGAAGAGGAGGAAAGAUACUGUCAAGCAGUUAAAAGUUUGGAGUUUGACAGACAUCUUGGGCCAUACAAUCUUACUAAUCAUGUUGGCUGGAAGCGAUUAUCUAAUUUUGUUACGAAGAGUGUCAUAGAACGGCUAGAGCCCAUUGGAGGGGAAAUCACUGUUGUAUAUGAGAGUGGGAUAGUUGGAAACACGUCAAAAACGCCAAUGGAGAAGGCACUAGACAAGCAACUUAAGGCUAGUAAGUUUGCAACGUCAGUUGACAAGUCUCAGAGGAAAGGAUGCUACUAUACCUCUGUUCCCAGUGUUAUAAAGCGUAAAGGGAUGCAUGGACAGGAACUUACUUCUGUGAAUCUUGACAAGACACAAUUGUUAGAAACUCUGCUGGAAAAAGAUUAUGGAGGUUCUGAAGACUUGCUUCUUGGAGAACUGCAGUUUGCAUUUGUUGCCUUCUUGAUGGGACAAUCACUUGAAGCAUUUCUCCAGUGGAAAUCUUUGGUUAGCCUUUUUUUAGGCUGUACUGAAGCACCCUUCCAUACGCGGAGUCAACUGUUCACAAAGUUCAUAAAGGUCAUCUACUAUCAACUAAAAUAUGGACUACAGAAGGAUUGCCCUGAUGAAACAGGGACAGCAUUACUGGAUGAUUCUUGGUUUUCUGCUGAUAGCUUUCUGCACCAUCUUUGUAAGGAUUUCUAUUCUCUGAUUCAAGAUGCCUCUGUUGUUGAUGGAGAUCUUCUGUCAUGGACAAGGAAAUUCAAGGAGCUGCUGGAGAGCAGCUUGGGUUGGGAGUUUCAGCAGAACAGUGCCGUUGGUGGGAUAUAUUUUGAAGAGAAUGACGAGGUCAGUGGAUUCAAUAUUUUACUCUCUUGGCCUUGCAAUCUGUAUACUUCUACAUGGACCUUACUCACUAUACAUUUUGCAGUAUGCUCCUGUAGUGGAGAUGUUGGAUGAUGAAGCCCCCGCAGUGUAGAAAGUAUAUAUAUUACACACACAAACGUACGAGUAUUUUAGAGUUAAUUAUGAAUAUUUUGAGAAUUUCAUGGAAUUUGUCCAAAGCUGCUGUCGUGGCUUUGGGAAGUUCCUAAAUUUUACAUUGUAGGGUAGAACACGAUAACAAGUUAUUAUAAACGAAGCAUUUUAGUAUUC
Messenger RNA from Prosopis cineraria, 2165 nucleotides. RefSeq lists its product as uncharacterized. Lineage: Eukaryota; Viridiplantae; Streptophyta; Magnoliopsida; Fabales; Fabaceae. The transcript has 13 exons. Gene Ontology annotation, biological process: spliceosomal tri-snRNP complex assembly. The record is from RefSeq and is a predicted model, not a curated record. Bases 573 to 1970 code for a protein of 465 amino acids.